CACUGAUAUAUGCGUUUUAACAGCUUGCGCAACACGAAUGUUGAACACUAUAUUGUAUGAAAGUUUCUGUCGCUAAAUAAAGUACACUAUAUAUAAUGUGUUUACAUUCUUUCGUGACAAGAAUUUUAUUAAUCAGAAUGUGGUGAAAUGAAUAAAAAUAUAGUUUAAAGUUAUUUGAAUAUUGAUUAUGUACAUUCAAAAUAAAACAUGGUACAAUGUUUCGUGCCCGGAUGUCGGAACCGAUCAGACACCCAGAAUUGGAAAAGAAAUACUCAUAGGUCAAAUAAUGUAAAAGUUUCAUUUCAUAGAUUUCCAAAGGACCCUAGUAUAUGGUUACAGAUAUUAGGUAUCACAUCAUUAUUGGUUUCAGAAAGAUCUCGUAUUUGUUCUGUUCACUUUGAAGAAAAAUGUUUUGAUAGAAAAGGUUGUUACCCUCAACUUAGACCUAAUGCAUUACCAUCUAAAACCAUUAUAACAGAAAAGUUAUCUAAUCCUAUUAAUGAAAAUGAAUUACCCAUUGAUGACAUCAAUCCAGCUGAAUUAUCGCCUGAUACAGUACAAUCUAUGGUAUUACAAAAAGAAGCAGUCACUCCCCUGGAUGAUAUUUCUAAUUCACUUGAUAAAAGUCUAUUAUCACCACAACCAUUGAUAUCAAAAGUGGAUAAGGGGACAAUGGUGUCACCUUUACUAAUUUAUAAUUCCCCAGAGAAAAUAAGAUUAAGGGAAAGGAUUAAAUUUGUAGAAUCUGAGUCUAGGAAAAAAGUACGAGCUUUACAACAACAAUUACGAAGAAAAAGUGAUCAAAUUUUGAAGCUAAGACACAUUUUAAAUACUUUAAAGGAUAAAAAAUUGUUAAAUAAACAUCAAGUUGAAAUGAUACAAACGUUAGGUGGAUCAAAUGAUGAUUCAGUAUCUAAUGAUGACUGAAAGUACAUAAAUUUUUUUUAACUAUUGUGAUACAUUAAAAUCAGUUUGCAAUUCUUUCGGAAAUAUGCAAUUUUGAUCGAUGAAGUCGAUGGAUUUA
Molecule: messenger RNA, 1024 nt
Organism: Megachile rotundata (alfalfa leafcutting bee)
Lineage: Eukaryota; Metazoa; Arthropoda; Insecta; Hymenoptera; Megachilidae
Product: THAP domain-containing protein 1
Source: RefSeq, a predicted model, not a curated record